Molecule: messenger RNA, 3296 nt
Organism: Daldinia caldariorum
Lineage: Eukaryota; Fungi; Ascomycota; Sordariomycetes; Xylariales; Hypoxylaceae
Product: Piwi-domain-containing protein
Exons: 8
Coding region: 1-2985 (994 amino acids)
Molecular function (GO): protein binding; RNA binding
Source: RefSeq, a predicted model, not a curated record
AUGUCUGGCCGCCCUUCAGGAUCUGGUCGAAGCUCGGCCACCCCGGCGGGCUCUCGACCUGGAUCUCGUGCCGACUCCCAGGUUGGAUCACCUGCACGAAUUCCCAGCAAGCAAACUGGAUUUGCCAAGGGCACAGGAGUCGACCCUGCCCGCGAUAGACCGCAGUUGACACCCGCUCAGCUUCUUGGCAGGCGAGUUGACUUGCCAGCUGAUGCAUACAAGGUGGAUGGCACCAAGGCAACUCGAUUUGCAGCUCGUCCCGGUUUCAAUACCGACGGAAAAGGUAUCAAGGUUCAACUGAACCUGUUCCCCGUCACAAGCUGGAAAGAUAAGGAGAUCUACCAGUAUGACAUCAUCGUGUCCCCAAACCCAAGGGACUCCAAUGCUUUAGUCAAGAAGGUCUGGAACACGAAGACUGUGACAGAGGAAUUGGCAAAGAAGGGCGGAAUGUGGCUUUAUGAUGGCUCCAAGCUCGCCUGGUCUUCUGAGAAAAUUGACCGCAAUGAAGCACGCUUCACUGUUGAUCUUGACUCUCUAAAAGAGAAGGCCGAGCACGAGGACAUCGCCAAGAAGGUUGGUAAAACGAGUGUUUAUAGCUUGACAAUUAGGCAAACAACAACCAUCCACCUAUCGUAUCUAAGGACGUAUCUCGAGGGAAAGAUUUCCUGGGAUACACAUGUUCUAGAAUGCAUGAACUUUUUCGACCACUGUCUCCGCCAGUUUCCUUCGGAACAGUGGGUCACUAUUAAGCGAAACUUCUACGACCCUAUGUUUCCAGUUGGGGGUCUUUCAGGCGACCUGGUGGUAAACCAGGGCAUCUACUGUGCACCUCGCCUCAGCGAGUCGAUCAACAGGGGUGGAACUGGACUUGCUAUCAACGUUGACAGAUGCCAGACGGCUUUCUGGCCCGUUGACAGUAUCGACCAGUUGGCUAUUCGCCUACUGAAUGGACACAAGGAUGAUUGGUCAACCUGGGAUGAACACAAGAUGGCGUACAAUUUAAGACCCAAGGAGGAGGUUGACAAGAAGACCGGUUUGGUCAAAAUUGUCCCUUCUGAGGCAUUUUCUUUCCUCCGACGACUUGCAAAACUCAAGUUUACUGUGAAUCACCGAGGAAAGAUUGGAAGGCCCAAGAUCUACACAAUCAAGAAUAUUACGUUCGAUCCAAAAUUUGGCACCGAUGGUGCCAAUUCCCAUAGGAUGACCUUCACGAAGGUGGGAGAGAAUGGAGAGACGAAGACAGUAACUGUCUAUGAUCACUAUAUGGAUCGCUGGGGUAUCCGACUCCGAUGGUCGAAGCUUCCUCUCAUCGAGUCUACGAAUGGCAACUUAUUCCCAUGGGAAUUGUGCAAUUCCGUUAAAGAUCAGCGCUACACGUUCAAGCUGAAUCCACAGCAGACGAGUGACAUGAUCAAGGCAGCCGCCACCCGCCCAACAAAGCGCCGCGAGGACAUAUUCGAGGGAAUCACGCACUUGAAGUGGUCUGAAGAUCCUUAUUUGAAGGCCUUUGGGAUUCAAAUAAGCCCCGCAAUGGCCGUCACAGAUGCUCGGCUCCUUCCAAAUCCCGAGGUUGCUUUUGCCAACCAAAAAAUCAACCCGGGUGUAAGUGGUCGGUGGGAUCUGCGUGGGAAAAAGUUCCUCGAGCCGAAUCGUGUGCACCUCCAGUCCUGGGCUGUAGUGUGCUGCGGGGAGAAGACAAUCAGGCCAGAGGAAGUGGAGAAUUUCGCCAGGCUAUUCUCCCAGACGUACCGAGGCCACGGGGGCAUUAUCGUAAGGCCUGCAAAAUGCAUGACCAUCGGGUUUGGAGAUGGAGAUUACUCCAAGAUCUGUGAGCAGGCGUACAAUGACCUGCAGAGAGCCAACCCAGGUGUUGAGCCUCAAAUGAUAUUCUUCAUCCUCCCGACCAAGAACCAGCUCGUUUACGAGCGUGUGAAGAAGAAUAUGGAUUGUCGAUACAAUCUCGUCUCUCAGUGCGUUCAAGCCGGACAUGCAAGGAAAGCUCAAGGACAGUACUUGAGCAACGUUGCGAUGAAAGUAAACAGCAAACUUGGCGGAGUCACAUGCAAAGUUCCGAACGUAUCCAAGCCCGCUAAUCCACCUUUUUGGACCAAGCCUACGAUGAUGAUUGGUGUUGAUGUCUCACACGCUGCGCCGGGCAGCAGUCAACCAUCUAUGGCGGCAUUGACCAUGUCGAUGGACAAGCAUGCUACGAGAUUCGCUGCAGCUUGCCAGACAAACGGUUGGCGGACUGAAACCAUUGUCCCAGAGGUAAUGGAAGAGAUGAUCAUUAAGCUUGCAAAGAACUGGGUUCGAAUGAAUAAUACCUCACCUCAACACAUUUACUAUCUCCGAGAUGGUGUGUCUGAAGGUCAAUUCCAAGAUAUACUCACGAAAGAGGUGGAUGUCAUGCGACGAGUAUUCCAGAAUCUAAACUACGGAACACCUCGAUUCACCGUCAUUAUCGCUACAAAGCGCCAUCAUGUUCGCUUUUUCCCAAAGCCUAACGAUAAAAUAACUGGUGAUCGUAAUGGCAAUCCACUUCCGGGUACGUUGGUGGAGAAAGAUGUAACGCAUCCGCAACAUUUCGACUUCUACCUUUGUUCGCAUGUAGCCAUCCAAGGAACUGCGCGCCCUGUUCACUAUCAGGUCAUUCUCGACGAGGCCGGCGUCAAACCAAACGAGCUCAUGAGAAUGAUAUACCAGCAGUGCUACCAGUACUGCCGCUCAACCACGCCGGUAUCGCUGCAUCCUGCAGUUUACUAUGCGCAUCUAGCGUCCAACCGUGCUAGAUCUCACGAAGCCGUACCAGCGGACAAGAUGGUUAUGGCUUAUGGAAAGUCGGGCUUCCCAUAUGCCAAGAGCGACGCAGAAAUCUACGACGACCAGAAAGCCGAGGUCGCACCGCCUAAGUUGUUGACGAUGGCUAAUACUCGAUGGAAAAUCGAUAGAAUUACUUUCAUGAAUACCACAAUGUGGUAUGUCUGAGGUUCAUCAAGAAGCCUAGCCGCUUAGGAUGAGAGCUCCAAGGUUUCUUUCCAGGAGACGUUGUUCAUUGGUGCGUAGGCAUACCUUUCAGUACAGACGCGAAUUUCUCCCCUGUACUUUUCUUUACUUGCGUUGCCUUUACGUCUUCCAGUGCGAUGGAUUAUUUGCUCGGCAAGUCAGACGAGGGCACCGUUUCUUCAACCCUCGAGACUACGCAGUACAGUUUUCUGAGGAGGAAUAAUAGGUCUCGGAUUAUGGUUGAGACUGAAUGGAAUCGUAGCUAGAUAAUUCUUCUUAAAUUUUACUAGGAC